AACACCUCAGCACCGCCGCCGGUGCUUCGCCCGUUUGUCUACACUUCCAAAUUACUUCGUCUCGAGAGAAGCACGUCGCGGCACGCUCCGUGUUCGCCCUGGUCAAAUUAAUCUGUUUUUUUUUUCACAAAACCACCGUCGUUAUUUUGUGCGUCGUGUUUCGGUUUUGGCGGGGCUUCGCGAAUGAAAAAAAAUGAACUUUCGAGUGUACUAGGUGUGAAAAAAGUGGGUUGAGCACGAGAACUUUUAAAGUGCUUGCCAAGUGCAGUGACACGAGACUUUCAGCGAUUACAGUUUCUGUUUUAUCAGGGGUUUCAAUCGAAAUUUAGUAUCGAGUGCCGAAUUCGUGGUGAGUUUGGCGUAGUUUUGUUCGGAAGUUUACAAUCGAGACGAGAGUCUCAAACACGGCAGCACAAUUGAUCUUGAGUUGCAUCAGCGGGCCGCCGGCCACUUUAUGAGAGCCGGCGGCAAUAUGUGCGACGGUGCCUUUUCGGAGACACUUCGUGGGAUGCAGGGAAUGUCGGGAGCUUCACCCCCAGGAAGUGCGGGGGUGGGUUCAAUGGGGGUAGGACUUGGCAGCCCUUUGGGGGCUGCUAAGAAAUUGCAGGUGGAUCACAUAAAAAGACCAAUGAAUGCAUUUAUGGUUUGGUCUCGUCUUCAGCGCAGAAAAAUCGCCCACGAGAAUCCUAAGAUGCACAACAGCGAAAUCUCAAAGAGGCUCGGCGCUGAAUGGAAGUUGUUAUCUGAAGAUGACAAACGACCUUUUAUCGACGAGGCAAAGAGGUUACGAGCUAUGCACAUGAAGGAGCAUCCGGAUUACAAGUAUCGACCCAGAAGAAAACCAAAAACUCUUAGGAAAGAAGGAUACCCUUACAGCAUUCCCUAUCCCAGCGUGCCAAUGGAUGCACUCAGAGCCGGAAUGGCUGGUGGCAUGGGUCAAGCAGGAAUGAGUUCUUAUUAUGGACCAGCAUAUGGUUCUCUUUCAGCAGCAAGUAUGGCAGCGGCUGCUGCAGCAGCGGCUCAACAAUCCGCUGCAGCCAUGUCGGCAGGACUCGGAGCACCUUCUCAGGUCGUGAGCUCCAUGGACGCAAUGAAGUACUCAAUGGAGGCGGACAAGUACCGAGCAGCCUACAUGCCACCCAGUACACUUGCGAUGAGCAUGUACUCGGACCCAAAAUACUUGGACUCAAGCCCCAAGUCUUAUCUGGAUCGAAGCUACCUUGAUUCUGCAAAGGCCUAUUUCGAACAGUCCAAACUUUACAUGGAUCAAAAACCAAACAUCUCAGACUACAAUCGGUCUAGUUACGAACCGAACAAGCUUUACGAAGAAUCCAGCCCAGGAGGUGGUGGAUCCAUGAGCAGAUCCCCAGCAGCUGACUCGCCCGACAUCAGCAAACAACAAAAUGAUGGUAGGACAGAUCAAGGAUCCUCCAGUGCCAGUACCACAUCGAAUUCUUCAGCUGCCAGUCCUGGAGCCAACAGUUUGCCAACCUACUACCCUGGACCGGUUCAAACUGGGGGAUUACUUGCGCCUCAAAUGGGCCAGUACACUGGAUACCAAACUUCACCAACGCCAGGAAGCGAAUUCCGUCGACCUCUCACGGUAAUCUUCUGACCCGACAGAGCGUAGCUCUGAUCUCUUUUUGUGGAACAUCAGAUGUACCGAUUCUGAAUGCAUCUAGCAUCUAGCAUCUAGCCAAUGUCGGGCUUCCGCUGUUGUGGUCUUGAAUUUGUUAGUUGCUCUUGAAAGAACAACAUUCGUUCAAGCUGAUGUAAGUUAUGCUAAAAGGUAAUAGCGCUUUAAAUUGUCUUACUGAUUAUAAUUAUAAACUUGGUUGGAUAUAGACGUGUUAUAUAGAUUGAAGCUGAAAAUGAGUUUUAAUUGCUGGACUAAAAUUAUUAUCUAUGGUAGUAAAUCCUCAAUUAAAUUUGUUUAUAAAAGUCUUUUCAACUUUAUGCAAAAUUAGGCAAGAGUUUGCGAAUUGUAGAACCUUUGGUGAAAGAAUCCCGCCACAAGGUUGUAAUAUUAGUGCUCUAAUUAGUGCAUGAGUAAACAAUUUGAAGAGCGCAUAAUCUUAAUUGAGAACCUACAUUGGCGAUGAAAAUGUUGUUAACUCCAUGAGACAAACUAAUACAACUACUCCCCAGUAAUUUGUCUUGAAAGAUAUUGGCAAUUUUACUUGUGCAGUUAUCGUUUGCUUUCUGGGCCACAGCGACUCUUGUAUCCGAAGGAAAUUACAAAAAAGUUCCUUUGAAUUUGUUAAAGAAAAAAGAAGAGUUGCUUCUGGCUUCGACGUAAAUAACUUGGUCGUUCCAUUUAUAUAAGUCCGUGAUCUUUGUUGAAGUAUUAUAAAAAAAAGUGUACAUAAUCCUUAUGUAAAUAAUGUAGUCGUCGAUCUCGUGUUCCUUAAGAGGAUCUGCAAAAAUGUACACCCGCUAAGGACACGAGUUUCUGCUACGAAGACCACAGAGAAAGAUUCUCAUUUUAAAAAAAAUGAUAUUAUUUCCUGAUUGAAGUCAAUCAAAGGCUGACUUUUUCUAUUGUUCUCUUGUUGUUUGAAAAUUUUAUGCGAGGAAUGAGUUACAAGGUAUUGAAACUAGGAAUUUGUUAUAAGCAUUACAAGUGAUAAAAAGUAUUAUCAGAGCAGAACAAAGUUUUUCUUUUAUUUAUUCCAGUGAAUGGAGAAAGGAAUCCUUUUCCGUGGUUCGCGUUUUGGCGUCGUUGUAAAUAGAUCAUAAUAAUUAUCCUAGUUUCUUUGUUAUGUCCUUUCGUGGAGAGGACGAAGAUUUCGUGCUCGGCCUGGCGCUUUUCAUCUUCUCAUCGCGGCUCGUAGUUGUGCCACGCCAAAGGGUGCAAUAGUUUACAUUCCCGUUAAAAACACUCAGAAAGCUCUUGUUUAAUCAAACCAACUUUUUGGGAUAUUGAAUAAUUUGGAAAAUUUGAUCAAAAGAUUUGGUUGGGCAAACUAAACUUUUAUUGAAUGAAACAAAUAUUUUUAAAUAUCGUAUAGAAAACAAAGUUUGGUUGAAUGAAACAAAUGUUUUUUUCUGAGUGAUGGCAUAAGGGUACAUGGAUUGUAGUGUUUGUCAGCGUAUUGUACAACUUCUGCUGUGGACUCCCAAUGUACCGCUCUUUGUCGAUUUAGAGGCAAGUCUUAGUGGGAAGAAAUCACGAUAAAUGUAUUUAUUUUAAUUUUUCCUUUUUCAUUUUUCAUUUAUUUUUAAUUUUGUGUUCUUCGACAAUCAGUUGCUUUUAAUUAUUAGUUUUUUUCCUUUAUAACGUUUUAUUUGAAAGAUCUCAAUGUUUUACUUCACGAGAGUCGUGAUACUACUUCGGUUUUUCGUUACUAAGAAUUUUAUCGAUUCUUCUCAGAUUUUACUAGAGGUCGACAGAAAAAGGUCCUAGUUUCCUACCUAAGGAUCUCGGGCCUCGCCCACACCUCCUGCGUCAUGUGUAUUUCUAUUGUUAUGAUAAAUAUUAUAACUACCGGUUAUUCGAGUAUCAUAUUCCGAGCAAAACAGAAUAAUCUAUAAAUAUUGUACUGUACGUGGAGAUAACAUAAUAAAGAAUAAGAAUUAUCCUUCGAAA
Messenger RNA from Belonocnema kinseyi, 3589 nucleotides. RefSeq names its product transcription factor Sox-19b-like. The record is from RefSeq and is a predicted model, not a curated record. The coding region runs from base 455 to 1615 and encodes 386 amino acids. The transcript is spliced from 5 exons. Gene Ontology annotation, biological process: cell differentiation; regulation of DNA-templated transcription; anatomical structure morphogenesis. Lineage: Eukaryota; Metazoa; Arthropoda; Insecta; Hymenoptera; Cynipidae. Gene Ontology annotation, molecular function: DNA-binding transcription factor activity, RNA polymerase II-specific; RNA polymerase II cis-regulatory region sequence-specific DNA binding.